Molecule: messenger RNA, 3108 nt
Organism: Didymodactylos carnosus
Lineage: Eukaryota; Metazoa; Rotifera; Eurotatoria; Philodinida; Philodinidae
Source: the annotation of a GenBank genome assembly
AUGUGGCGAAAAAUCAAAGAAGUUUUAUGCAAACAUGUUUAUAAAGAUGAAUCAUCUCAUCAUCAAACAGCCGUAUCACAGAUUGAUUUACAUUCUCAAGGAGAAAAUUCUUUUUCUUCUACUAACGAAUCAUCAACAAAAAUAUAUCCAUCAUCAAUAAUCGUUCAUCAUUGUUCACAGCAACAAAAAUCUAAAACAUAUGAUAGAACAACAAAUAAAAUAACCAAUCAACAACAUCAUAUCAAUAAAUUAAAUUCUUCAAUAAAAACUGCUGAACAAUGUCGAUCAUUAUUUGAUCUUCUACCAUCGUUUCGACGUCGAAAUUCAAUAACAAAAACAAUUGAUUGUAAUUCUGCUGUCAAUACAUCAUCAAUUUAUACAACCGAUUAUGAUUCUGGUUAUAUGAGUCAAAGUGUUUUAAAUCGAACAUCUUCAUAUGUGUCUUGUCAUUCAGCAAAUGGAAUAGAUAAUUCAACAAUGUCAACACCACCACUAGCAAAAGGAAUUGCAGAAAAUCGAAAAGAAUAUUCAAAACGAAAUGGUUCAAUAGAAAAUAUUCUACAUGGUCAUACGAAAAUAAAUCCGGCUAAUCUCAGAAUAUUGGUUCGAAAAAAUUUUGAACCAUUUUCACAAUCUCAAAAACAAAUUCGAGUCAAAAAAGAUUCAUGUGUAAUUGCCUUGUAUUCUCGUGGUCCAUGGUUAUGUAUACAAACUGCAAAUGGUGAUACUGGCUAUAUACCACGAAUAAUUUGUUCGUUACAUCCCAAUCGUUCCAAAAAUGCAUACAUGAGCAAUAAUUCAAAUUCUUCAAAUCAUUAUUCAUUGUCCUCAACAUCAUCGGGGACCUCGUCGUUAUCAUCUCGAGGACAAAUGAAUUUAGUUAAUGAUAGAUCGAGUGAUAAUGACGUUCUUGAUUUAACAACUGUAUUGCCAGAUCAACCAGAACAAUAUCAACAGCAGCAACCAACACAUUAUUGGACAGCAACGUCUUUAUCUUCAAUUUAUGGCAAUUUACAACCAAAACCAUCUCAUCGACAGAAAAUAACAGCUAUUUCAAAACGUCAAUUAUUAAAUGAAAAUCGUCCUGACAUGAUGAUCGGUAAUUGUGAUAUAAAUCGUUAUAUUUCAAGAAGUUCGUCAUUAAUAAAUAAAUCUCAUCCACCAAAACCGAUUGUCGUAUCGACUGGUGAAACUUUUAUUAAUCAAAAAUUACGAGAUAUGCCCAAUAACGAACGACAUAUAAAUACACGUAUUUUAGCAUCAAAUAAGCAAUCAAAUUCUCGUCGUUCAACAAUCGGUUCUUCACUAUUUUCAUUAAAUUGUGCUACUGUACCCGUGACGAAAAGACCACAACAACAACUUCCAGAUGAAAAUUAUAAUAAACGCUAUGAACCAGUUGAAAUUCAUGAAAUUGACAACAGGAAAUCUAAUUUGGAAUUAAGUAACAGACAACAACAACAAUCGCCUCAAUUGUUUGUACAACCACGCGAUACCGAUUCGUCAAGUACUCAAGAUUCAGGAUUUUCAGAGCCAUAUUUUCUUGUAGAUGGAACUAAUUAUCAACAAUUUAGACAAAAGAAUUUAUUAAACUCACUACCACAGAGUAUUAACAAUGAUAAUGUUCUUCAACAACAAGAACAAAACACAGUUUCGUAUGAUAUAUUGUCUAGAAACUCAAAAUCAAUCAGUUCUUUAAAAGUGCCAUCAUCAAACACCGUACCAUCGACAUUUCCUUCAAAUAAAGUAGAUAAUAAUAAUGGAUAUCGUUUAGGAAGAAGUAAACGUCACACUUUAAUCGAUGGUGUUCAUUUAAACAAUUAUUCACAUAAUGACUCAGUCGUUAAUAAACGACAUUCAUUUGGUGCAUUUCAACCGGAAGAUGAUGCAACGAUUUCUUUUAAUGGCGAUAAUGAACAUCAUCAAAUACGCGUACCAUCUGUCGAUUGUAUGCUUAAACCACAUACAUCGGAAAUGGCUUACAUUCGAACGGUGAACGAUAAAUAUCCUCAAGUUACACUUCGUUCGAAACCACGUUCAAAUCAACAACGUUUACUCGUGAAAAAGGAUGUGUCAACACUUACACAAAGUUUAAAUCGUUUAGAAGACAUGAAUAAGAAUUAUGAACACAACGAAGAAGAAUUAUUAAAUAGAAAUAAUCGUUCAAAUUUAUGUUUAGCUAUGCCAAAAAGUCAUGAUCAAAUACCAACAAGAAUAAUUUUAACUCAUCAUCGACAUCAGGCAACAAUUGAAAAAAUGAUCACGGCAUCAAAACAACGACAAUCGAAACCAAACACUAGUCUAUCGUCCUCAUAUCAAUUUGGUAGUUCACAUAGUGCAUUUCGACCAGUUAAACCAAAUCACAAUAUACGUGCAUCAAGCGAAGGACAUUCUCCAGUCGAUCAUCAAUUAUCUUUUUCAUCUUCAUUAUCUACAUCUAGUUCGAUUUCUACUUCCUCCACAUCACUAAAAAAUACCGAUGAUGCACUUACUGUCAUCAAAAAGAAACCACAUUUAAUUCUAAAAUGCGAUCCCAAACGACGUUUAUCAUGUGAUGUUUCGUUAAAUAAUACUAAUAAUAAUAAUUUGAAUAUAUCAUUGAUGGAUAAUAUUAGUUUAACACAGUCAACAUACGAUAAUGUUGCUGUAGACAGAAAUACUAAGUCGAGUUCGACCAUGAUCGGACCAAGUCCGUUUAUCCGUACAAUGAGUGAUAUAUGUGAUAAAUUUAGCGAAUUGAAUAUUGAUGAAAUAGAAAAAGAUUCUUUAAACCCAAUUCCUACUUAUCGAACGAAGAAAUUAGAACAAAAUCAAUUAUUACUAAAAAUGAUGGUUAUGAAUAAAAAUAAGAUUGGGCAAGGAAAAACAUCACUUAUUCCACAAAAUAAUGAUUUAAUAAAAAUAUUAAAAGAUUAUCGUAAUCCACGCUCAAGUUUCUCGGUAAAACGUGGUGAUUAUGUUUGUCUUCUCAAACAAGUGGGUAAAGCGUGUUUUCUGGUACGAAAACAUAACGGACAAAUUGGUUUUUUACCAAAAGCUUUGAUGGGUAUAGAAACAAAGACAAUUGAUGCGUUUUUACAAAUGCACGGUUAUAGGGAAACAGUCAUUUAA